ACCAUUAUUUAUUCAUACACAGUGCCUGCUGCCUAAAUCCAGGGCCUCUGUAUCAUCCUUUCGGACUUUGUGGUAAGCAAUUUUCUCUGACCGGAAAAAGAGAAACCAUGGCGGCGAACACCACGAUCGGCGGUGAACGGGAUUACGAUAGAGCUGAAGAAGUCAAGAAAUUCGACCAAUCCAAGUUCGGGGUUAAAGGCCUCGUUGACUCAGGCCUCACCUCCAUCCCCCGCUUCUUCGUCCACCCACCCGAAUCUCUACCCGACCCCCGACAUCAUACCAAACCCGAUACCCCAAUCCCCACCAUCGACCUGGCGGAUCUUCACACCGAUCGCCGCUCCUCCGUCGUUGACCAAAUCAGCCGCGCCUGCCGAACGUUCGGGUUCUUCCAGAUCACUAAUCACGGCAUCCCAUCGGUAACUCUUGACCGCACGAUCGCAGCCGUCAGGGCCUUCCACGAGCAGCCGACGGAGGUGAAAGCGCGGUUCUACCGCAGAGAGAUGGGCACGGGCGUAUCGUAUAUCUCCAACGUGGACCUCUACAGCUCAAAAGCCGCCAGCUGGAGGGACACGCUUCAAGUGAGGUUGGGCCCGAUUCCCGCUGUUCCUGAAGAAGUACCGGAGAUUUGCCGGGAGGAUGUAGUUGAGUGGGACCGCGAGAUCAAACGGCUGGGGGAGGUGCUGAUGGAGCUGGCGAGCGAAGGCCUGGGAUUGAACCCGAAGAGGUUGCAGGAGAUGACGUGUCUGGAAGGGAGGGUGAUGGCGGGCCAUUACUACCCGUACUGCCCGCAACCUGAUCUGACGGUUGGGCUUACAUCUCAUUCUGACCCGGGAGUGCUGGCCGUGGUGCUUCAGGACCGCAUGGGUGGGCUGCAGGUUAAGUACGGUGACGGUUGGGUGGAUGUGAAACCUGUUCCCGGUGCCCUCGUCAUCAACGUUGGGGAUUUUCUUCAGAUUGUGUCCAAUGGUGAAUACCGAAGUGUAGAUCAUCGUGUGUUGGCGAACUCAUCCCGUGAACCCCGUGUGUCAAUCGCUGUGUUUUUCAAUGUGAGUAGAAGGGAUGACUCAUACGGGCCAUUGCCGGAGCUGGUCUCCCCAGAGAAACCAGCCCUUUACCGGCAGUUUACGCUUUCAGAGUUCAUGCAAAGGUUCUUCAAUAAAGGGUUGGAUGGCAAAGCUUUGGUAAAUCACUUUGAGCUGUAAAAUACCACUAUAUGACCAGAACUGAAGUAUGACCCAUUGUAUUUGAGAGGUGUGUCCUCAUCUUUAUUGUAAUAAAAAUACGAAUUGGAUUAUCAAAUGUGGAGUCUGCUUCGACAAUUAAGAGCAUUCGUUCA
Molecule: messenger RNA, 1336 nt
Organism: Malus domestica (apple)
Lineage: Eukaryota; Viridiplantae; Streptophyta; Magnoliopsida; Rosales; Rosaceae
Product: 1-aminocyclopropane-1-carboxylate oxidase homolog 4-like
Source: RefSeq, a predicted model, not a curated record